Zingiber officinale is the source of this 1859-nucleotide messenger RNA. Its product is annotated as endo-1,4-beta-xylanase 5-like. The record is from RefSeq and is a predicted model, not a curated record. The transcript is spliced from 7 exons. Gene Ontology annotation, molecular function: hydrolase activity, hydrolyzing O-glycosyl compounds. NCBI's taxonomy places the organism in Eukaryota, Viridiplantae, Streptophyta, Magnoliopsida, Zingiberales, Zingiberaceae. The coding region runs from base 100 to 1788 and encodes 562 amino acids. Gene Ontology annotation, biological process: carbohydrate metabolic process.
CUGUGACUCUUAAGCUCAACUAUAACUCUACAUACCAUUGUUCAAAUCGUCUGCACUCUGCUAAUUAAACUGGAUCACAGAGGUGAAGGUGGCCAAAGAAUGAGUGGGACUCGGUCAGUGAAGUUACUGAUUCUCAUCUCUAGUUGGCUCUUCUUCCACUCCCACCUUGUUUUUAAAGCCUCAUGUGGUGGUGGUGAUGAUGGACCCCAAUAUGAUUAUUCUGCUUACACAGACUGUAGCUAUCAUCCCCAAGCUCCUCUUUACAAUGGAGGUGUUCUGGUGGACAAGAGUGGAAGAAUUCCCAUGACAUACCACAAAACCGAGACUGGCAUUGCUUCUCCUGCGUUUCUGCUGCACAAUCUGACUGCGAAUACCAUGUACAGUUUCUCAUGUUGGGUUAAGAUUCAUGGAACGAGUUCAGCUCUUCUUAGGGCGACAAUAUCUACAGAGGGUGUAACAUUGCACUGCAUAGGAACUGUGCUUGCAAAAAGCGGGUGCUGGUCAUUUCUUAAGGGCGGUUUUGUUCUCGAUGCUUUCUCCAGAUCCUCCAUUCUUUAUUUUCAGAAUAUGAAUGAGGACUUGACUGAGAUUUCAGUGGCAAGCGCUUCACUGCAGCCCUUUUCGGUGGAGCAGUGGUCAAAACAGCAAGAACAGAGCAUCCGAACAAAAAGAAAACGCGCGGCGACGAUCCAAGCCGUAGAUGGAGAAGGUAAUCCAAUUGCCGGAGCCAAUGUUUCGAUCCAGCAGUCGUCCAAAGACUUUCCCUUCGGCUCCGCCAUCGCCGGCACCAUCCUCGGCAACAAGCAGUAUCAGAGGUGGUUCGCCGAGCGAUUCAACGUCGCGGUGUUCGAGAACGAGCUCAAGUGGUACGCAACGGAGCCACAGCCCGGGAAGCUCAACUACGCCCUCGCCGACGACAUGCUCAAGUUCGUCAGGUCGAACAAAAUCAUGGCGCGAGGGCACAACAUCUUCUGGGAGAACCCGACGUGCGCGCCGGAGUGGGUGCAGAACCUCACCGGCGGCGAUCUCCGGGCCGCCGUCAAGUCCCGCAUCCGGAGCUUGUUAUCCCGGUACAGGGGGCAGUUCAUCCACUGGGACGUCAACAACGAGAUGCUCCACUUCGACUUCUACGAGCAGCGGCUGGGGGAGAACGCGUCGACGGAGUUCUUCCGCACCGCGCAGCAGGCCGACCCGCUCGCCACCCUCUUCAUGAACGAGUUCAACGUGGUGGAGACCUGCAGCGACGAACAGUCGACCGUGGACACCUACAUAUCGCGACUAAAGCAGCUCAGGAAUGGAGGAGCCCCCAUGUUGGAAGGGAUCGGCCUUCAAGGACACUUCGGGAGGCCAAAUAUUCCACUGAUGCGAGCGGUGCUCGACAAAUUGGCUUCUCUGGGAUUGCCCAUUUGGCUAACAGAAGUCGACAUCGCCCAAAAUCUCGGCGAACACCGACAGGGCGUGUUUUUGGAGGAGGUGCUGCGGGAGGCAUUUGCGUACCCGUCGGUGAGCGGCAUUGUGCUAUGGGCUGCUCUGCAUCCGGAUGGGUGCUACCAGAUGUGCUUGACGGACGGCGGGCUUGGGAAUCUACCAACGGGGGAGGUGGUGGAGAAUCUGUUGAGGGAGUGGGAGACGAAGGAAGGAGGGGCGAGCGACGAGCAUGGGCAGUAUAGCUUCGUUGGGUUCUUGGGGGAGUACAAGGUGAGUGUGGUCGAUGGAAACAAGUCUGCAGAGAUCACCAUGUUCCUUAGUCGAUCCGAUGAGACUAAACAUGUUGUCGUUCAACUUUGACAAUCCAAUUUAAUUGUUCUAAGCACAGACACAUGAGCUUGCCCAGUUUAUUUAUUUGCCAUUUUUCUAGA